This is a messenger RNA of Lecanosticta acicola, 428 nucleotides long. The record is from the annotation of a GenBank genome assembly. Lineage: Eukaryota; Fungi; Ascomycota; Dothideomycetes; Mycosphaerellales; Mycosphaerellaceae.
AUGGCGUUCGCGUGGAAAGCAGCAGGCAUUACGUACGUCCCAACAUACAUCGUGGCCUACCGCGGCCUCCGGGGAGGGCAUCGAAGCAGGGGUACUAACCCGAGAUUCUUUCGCACAGUUACAACCGCUACCUGUCGGUCGCCUCGCGCGUCGUCCGCCGCUCGCUGAAGGAGGAGAAGAGAUUGCAGGCCGAGAAAAGAGGAGAGCAGGAACUGAGAUUCGCCAAGUGGGAGGUAAGGACGCCCCGAUACACACGAAGCACAUACUAUGAAAGAGGCGUCGAGUGGGAGACACAAAUUUAGUAUUUGCCAGGGAAGACAUGUGCUGACUGUGGGAACAAAUAGAAUGGCAAGCAAAGCGAGAUGAAAUCUGUUGAGGAUGCCAACCAGCAUGCUAUGCAGCAGCAGGCUGGCCAAACUGCGCAGUAA